Messenger RNA from Zeugodacus cucurbitae (melon fly), 1537 nucleotides. Its product is annotated as zinc finger BED domain-containing protein 4-like. The record is from RefSeq and is a predicted model, not a curated record. NCBI's taxonomy places the organism in Eukaryota, Metazoa, Arthropoda, Insecta, Diptera, Tephritidae. The coding region runs from base 440 to 1321 and encodes 293 amino acids. The transcript is spliced from 2 exons.
GGGUACGGUGAUUACGAAACUAGGUAGCAGAUUGUGUAAGUGUUAGCUGCUUAAGAUAAACUUGUGAAUUUUUUAUCAGACUAAAGGAAGGGUUACUCGCGAUCGUGAUAUCAGAAUAGUGAAAGCUUUCUAUGAAUAUAUAUGCAAUUAUUCGUUACAUCGGUUUUUAGUGUAACGUUUUUAAAAUACUUAAUAAUGGCAAAAAAUAUAGAAAGGAAAAGAAGUGAGUUAUGGCAGAUGUUAGAAGAGGUUGAUGAAACAUAUGCAAUUUGUAAUAUUUGCAAAGCACAGUUGUCAUAUAAAACUUCGCUAACAAAUCUAAAAAAACAUAUCCAAAAUAGACAUCCUUUGGUGGAGCUACGAACCCAAAAAGUAUAUAUGUACUAAUUUUACCGUUUCCAAUAUAAAAUUAAUAUUUCUUAAUUAGUAGAGACAUGCAAUGCAUACAACAACUUCUGUUAUUCAAACGCCCUCUGACUCGGAAAUAGAAAUUGAUACUGCACCAGGAACUUCGAGACAAAUUGUAACGGUAGCAGAUGGAAUGAUGCAACAAAGUACAAUUUCUUUACCACAAACAACAAUAACUUCUGGUUUUAACAGGACAAAGAUAUCUGCGAAGACAAAAAAGGGAAUCGAUAAUGCGCUGCCUCUGCUGUUUAUAAAGGAUUUGCAGCCAUUUAGCAUUGUAGAAGAUGAUGGAUUCCCGGAGUUUGUGAAAGCCCUAAAGCCUGAGUAUCAGUUGCCUAGCCGCCAUUCAAUUUCAAACACUAUAAUACCUGUAGUAUAUGAAACGUGCAUUGCACAAAUGAGGGAAAAAAUAAGCAAAGGCUCCAAAUUCUGCAUAACAACAGAUUGUUGGACAUCACGCAGCACAGUUAGCUAUAUUGCCGUAACAGCUCAUUUUGUCAAUACAAAAUUUGAUAUGUGUAGUAUAUUAUUGGAAUGUUGUCAAAUGACCGAAUCGCAUACCUCAAAAAAGAUGUCAGCAGAAUUAAAGAGGAUUGCUGAAGAUUGGAUCAUUUCUGGUAACAUUUUGCUUGCGGUAUCUGACAAUGACUCGAAUAUAAAAAAUGCGAUUCAAAACGAUUUAAAGUGGCAGCAUUUUGAAUAUUUCGCACACACGCUAAAUCUUAUAGUAGAAAAUGCGUUCAGUAACGAUCAAGUGUGUAUAACAUUGCAAAAAGUAAAACAAAUCGUUACACACUUUGGGAAAAGUGUAGCUGCCAACGAUAAUUUUUUAACAUUUCAAUCAAUUAAACUCAUUCAAAGUAUAGAAACCAGAAUUCAGGAUUCAGAACCAGGAAUUCCACUCUUAAUAUGAUUGAGCGUUUCGUGCAAGUUGAAGAUGCUGUUAAAAGUACAAUUGCAAUUGAUAAAGACUUACCAAUAAUUAGCUCAGAUGAAUGGAUACUAUUGAAACGCCUGGUAGCUAUUUCGAAGCCAUUCGAACAUGCAACAAUUGAAAUAAGCGGGCACAAGUAUUGUACUGCUGCUAUGGUGAUUCCAAUUGUGAAUGGACUAUUGCAAGUUCUAACUA